Molecule: messenger RNA, 1785 nt
Organism: Amaranthus tricolor (Joseph's coat)
Lineage: Eukaryota; Viridiplantae; Streptophyta; Magnoliopsida; Caryophyllales; Amaranthaceae
Product: protein TOO MANY MOUTHS
Exons: 1
Coding region: 45-1529 (494 amino acids)
Molecular function (GO): protein binding
Source: RefSeq, a predicted model, not a curated record
CUAAACUUCAAAUUUCAAACCAAUUUCUAUUUUCUUUUUCCAAAAUGGCCUUUUUUUCCUUACUAUAUUUUACUUCAUUCCUAACUCUAUGUCUUCUAAAUUUACCCUUAUGUAUUUUACCAUUUACUGUUAUAAUGUCGGAUUCUACUGCCCCAUCAGCCUUAGUUGAUGCACCGCAAAUGGGUUUUACUAUGAAUAAAAAUGGUGCUCGAACAGAUGCCCGUGAGCAAAAAGCGGUUUAUGAUAUUAUGCUUGCAACCGGGAAUCCAUGGGCGACUGAGAUUCCCGAUGUUUGUCGGGGCCGAUGGCAUGGUAUCGAGUGUAUGCCCGAUAAAGAUAAUAUCUACCAUGUGGUUUCCCUCUCUUUUGGGGCCUUAUCGGAUGACACUGCUUUUCCUACAUGCGACCCGGCCCGAGCAUACAUAUCUGAAUCCAUUACUAAGUUACCUUACCUUAGAACAUUGUUCUUUUACCGUUGUUUGAGUGACACCCCUCAAGCUAUUCCAUCUUUUUUGGGUCGUCUAGGCCCAUCAAUUCAAACGUUAGUGUUAAGAGAAAAUGGGUUGAUCGGCCCAAUCCCAAGUGAGUUGGGUAACUUAACCAAGCUUCGGAUCCUUGAUUUGAGUAAAAAUAACCUAAAUGGAUCAAUACCAAUGUCGUUAAGCCAUAUCAACGGGCUAAGGUCAUUAGAUUUAAGUGGGAAUAGAUUAAUGGGUCAAAUACCCAAUUCGGGUUUUCCAUCUUUAAAUAUUUUAGACUUCAACCAAAAUCUAUUAACCGGCCCAAUUCCAUCAAGUCUUGGGCUUAGUCAAUCUCUAAUAAAACUGGAUCUUAGUCGUAAUAGGCUUUCAGGCCCAAUACCCGACUCAAUUUUGGGCCUUAAAGAUCUAAUCCUUAUGGACCUUAGCUUUAACCGGUUAACCGGCCCAUUCCCAAAUUCCUUCAAAAAUCUCCAAUCACUUCAAGCCCUAAUCUUAAAAGGCAACCCAAUGACAUCCACAACAAUCCCAAACAAUUCCCUAGAGGGCAUGAACAAUUUGGUCACCCUAAUACUAUCCAACAUGAAACUACAAGGCCCAAUACCCACAUCCUUAACCCGACUCUCGAAAAUCCGGGUCAUCCAUCUCGACGAUAAUAAGCUAAAUGGGUCGAUACCCGAAAGUUUUAGAGGUCUAAAAUACCUUAGUGAGUUAAGGAUCAACAACAACCAAUUGAAUGGACCACUCCCUAUAGAUAAAGAGAUGUUAUGGAAAAUGGGAAAGAAACUUAGGUUAUAUAAUAAUUCAGGAGUAUGCUUUAAAUAUGAAAACGAUGGUGAUUUUGCUGGUGAUUCAGAUUUGGUAAUGGAAUGGGGUAUUGGAUAUUGUAGUGUACAUAGAACAAGAUCAGUGCCAGUACAACAUACACUUAAAAGUAUUAGGGGAAGUAACAAUGAGACACCCAUAUUGGUCAAUAAAUCAUCUUCACUUGUAUACGAAUUUUGGGUGAUUUAUUUGUCGUGUUUUGUUUUUGCUCUCAUUUGGUUAUAGAAAAUGUUUUGGACUGUGGUAAUACUAGAGAAUCUCUUACAGGAAUGAAGAAAGGAAUACUGAUCUUUUUGUAAGUAAUGAGAAUCGAAAAGUCUUUAAUCACCGGGUCAACGGUUAAUUAAUUUGGUGAUAGGAAAUAGUUUAGAAGUAGUUUUGAAUUUUUGGUGUAAAUAAUAUGUAUAUGCCUCUACUCCUAACUCCUAGCACAAAGGAUUGUAUUUCUAUUUAAGAAAUUAGAAAGGUGUUCUAAUUAUAA